Molecule: messenger RNA, 1380 nt
Organism: Magallana angulata
Lineage: Eukaryota; Metazoa; Mollusca; Bivalvia; Ostreida; Ostreidae
Exons: 8
Coding region: 179-1339 (386 amino acids)
Biological process (GO): biological process involved in interspecies interaction between organisms
Cellular component (GO): external side of plasma membrane
Molecular function (GO): carbohydrate binding
Source: RefSeq, a predicted model, not a curated record
UGUAAAUAAUCAUCUAUAAGUGAUUGGAAAAGACUCUGUAAACCACUAUUCAAACACUUUCUCGUCGCACAAAUAAUCAGGAUAUCAAAAUCAAUGGAAUUGCUCAACGUUGCCGGAGGAUGGAAAACAACAACGAGAUUUAUACAAAAGCAAAAGAUAAAAUGAAUUCACAAUAAAAAUGUUUUCUUCGCAUACUUCGUUGAUGUGCUGUUUGGCUUUUGCAGUCUUCAAAUCAGGAUUAUCGACUUCAACCAAACAAAAGCUAACGCUUUACUUGCAUGGCGUAUCCUGGAAUGAUGCGAAGACCGUCUGCGAGACAAAUGGCGGAACCUUGCUGAAGAUAACCACCUCCACAAAACAAUACUUCUUGGAGCAAUAUUUAGCAAACGAAUGGAGUACGCAUUUAAGUGGAGGUGUAUGGAUUGGUUUACAUGAAAUUGAUCCGCUUGAUGGAUCAAACGUGCAGUGGGUUGGAUGCGAAGAUCCAAUGUACAGAAACCUCGCUGUCCCCGGUCCAAGUUCGACUCCAGACGACAGCAAAUGUUUUACGGUUGAUUUUGCUGGACAGUGGAAGUCGGAAAGAUGCGAUCAAAAAUUUGGUUUUGUCUGCGAAGAAAACAUGGGUCAGUGUGACUUUGAUAGGAUGUACCCGGGAACCGGAUGUGGAGUAGCAUCGCCUCAGAAAUCGGAAGUCACACUUUCCGAUUGCCUCAACAACUGUCGUAACAUUCCAAUACAGCCGGGGGGUGAGGAAUGCUGGGGGGUAGGGUUCUACCUGAACUAUGCACAAGAAGAUUGUUGGAUGUUUUUGUCUGUUGACCCAGAGGCGUGCGCCAAAGAUAACUUUCAAUUUGCAUCAAUUGAUAUGUACAUCAAGACCUGUUUUACUCAGACUGUCAACAGCACAGUGGUUUCUGAUAACUCCAAUAGCCUUAGCCCCGAAUCUUCCUGUCUCAUACAAUACUCGACGUCACAGACGGAAGUAGCCUCGGUCUCAACAUCAACGCUACCGGAUGUUACCACACAAUCCAUGGCCUUGGAAAAAACAUCUCCACAAUACUCUACUGAAACCUGUUUUUGUCCGUGUGAAACGAAUUCAACUGUGUCAUUAGAGGAAGUUUUGGCGCGAAUAAAGCGAGAGCUAACAAUAGACAAGAAAGAGACUUCAGCGUACAUCAGGACCAAAACGUGCGCCGAGGACAAUCGACGGAGUUCACAGUUCAUCGGAUUCGGCGGAAUAGUGUUUAUCGCAAUAGAAAUCGGAUUUUUUAUUUUACUAGACUUCCCCAACGUCGUUGAUAUGUUCAGGCUUCUCAAGAAAAACGUUUAUUCCCGCUGAUAAAUCCGUUACAGAAACCGAAAUUUGCUUUAUGCUCAUGC